AUGGCAGUUGGCGUUGGAUUUUCCUAUACAAUCGGCGUCGUAGCGUGGGGUCUGAUCUUUGCCGCAAUCCCGAGCCAUUUCCCUGAUGCACCUCCAGACCCGUCAGAACCAAAGGGCCCUUGGAUUGAUGCAAGAUCAUUCUCGAGGAUAGACUUCAUUGGUGCCGCAUUGAUCCUGACCUCAUGCUCCUUCAUUAUCGCCGCUUUGCAGGAAGGUAACUCGCAAUAUGCGUGGGGCUCAAGCCUGGUCAUCAGCUUCUUUGUCAUUUCAGGCAUCGCAAUUAUAGCCUUUGUAUGGUGGGAGCGGCUUACCUGCACCAAGAAGUCUGCUAUCACACCGGUCUUUCCUUGGUGGCUGAUGAAACAUCGAGUGUUCAUGGGUGUUGCUUUUUGUCAAUGGAAGCUCGCCACUCGGCGCGGGCGUAAAACUAUUGUCCUUUUCGCGGGUCGCUUCGCCAUUCCAUUUGUUUAUAUUAUUUUGGCCGGCAUUGCGUGUGAGGUUAGUGGCAUGUUCCUAUUCUCAGGAAUUGCUGGUGCGUCACACAUCUGGACAGGACAGUUCGGAUAUUUGGUCCUUGCCGGCUUGGGAGUUGGGUUGAGCAUAGCUGCAUUCUACAUGGCAGCGCCCCUUGUGGUCGAAGGAGAGGACCAUGCCGCUGCUAUUGGCAUUGGAAUUCAGUUUAGAACCCUUGGUGGUGUCUUGGGUAUCGCAGCUUCCACGACCAUUCUGAAUCAUUACUUGACAAGCCGCUUGGCAAGUCAUAUAUCACCCCAGGCACUUGCUGAACUUCAACAGACAACUGAGUCCAUCAAGCAGUUAUCACCAGAGAGCCAGGUAUACAUUCGAGAAGUCUUUGCGAUGGCGUACAGUAUGCAGAUGAAAUUAGCUGGGGCAUUCGCUGCAGCACAAAUAUUGGCAGUGGCAAUGAUUUGGAAGAGAGGAGCGAAUGUGCGGUACUUAAAGCCCGAAAAUUCUUAA
This is a messenger RNA of Penicillium malachiteum, 978 nucleotides long. RefSeq lists its product as uncharacterized. The record is from RefSeq and is a predicted model, not a curated record. Gene Ontology annotation, biological process: transmembrane transport. NCBI's taxonomy places the organism in Eukaryota, Fungi, Ascomycota, Eurotiomycetes, Eurotiales, Aspergillaceae. The coding region runs from base 1 to 978 and encodes 325 amino acids. Gene Ontology annotation, molecular function: transmembrane transporter activity. The transcript has 4 exons.